AUGUCGCAAUCUCCAAGCUUGCGAGUAAUACGGAUUCCUCGAACGAUUUGGAAGCAGGCUGCUUUGAAUCACCAAGAUAGGAUACGAAGCCUCCUUCAACCAGGUCUGUUGCCCGCUGACAACGGGAAAACGCAGCGUAGGCGACAGAAUCGGUAUCCUGCUGAUACCUGGACUGCCUUGGAUGCAAAAAAUCCCAUCUACAAUUUCCUCAUUGAAUAUUACGGACUCAAGGGCGUGAAAGGGACAAAACGCCUCGCUCGAUGGUGUCCCAGUCCAAACUUGCUCCUUCACCCCAAUAAACAAUACGAUAGUUUGGAAGCCUUGAGCCAAUACUCCAACAUUGCGCCUGGUAAUAGUGCAAUUGACGAAAGGGAUGCGAGUAUAUUUUUGGAAGACGUAACCGAAGAGGAUUUGGCCACCACUCUGCAGCUGCGAGGCGCCAUCUUGGAAUCAGAUGGGGCAUUGUAUAGCCCAUCGCUGUGGUUCCAACAGAAAAACGAGGAGCAGAAACCAGAUAACACUUCCAAGAACAGUGCGGCGUCUGCCUUCUUGUGGUACCGAUCCAUUCUUCAACAAACCUUACAGGCCGAGCCAAUUUUGCACUGUCAUGGCUUGCACGAAUGGGCCAUGCAGUACCACCCAGAUGGAGAGCCUUCGCCUCCGAGUGCAAAGUAUCAGGCUCAUUUACCUCUCCGUGUAAGCCGGCAAGUGAUAAGCGAGACUGUGGAACGAAAGGGAAUUAGCUGCACUCACGUGGAUGCCUUGAGGUUCUUUGCUCCUGCUGCGGGACCACUCAAUCAUCACGGAGCUCGGUUAGAACGAAUGGAUCAGCUUCGUCUGGAACAGCCUGCAUGUGUUCAUGCACAAAUGGAUCUGCUUAAGAUUGCUUUGCGUCUCCAACCAUUUUGCAAUCCAGACUUGCUACAACAUGUGCUUCAAUUGGCAAUAGAUGCACGCCGUCUGGAUGUAGCAGCCAGUCCAUAUGAUGCCACAGGCUAUGGAGUAGGAGUUAUCCCCGUGGAAAUAGAUUCGGGACGCUCUCAGUACAGGAAACAGCAACGAUUAUUGAUGGAACGAGCCGACCCAAUACGAAGGGAGCUCUUGGAAGCUUACAACAUAUUUCUCAAGCUUGCUUUCGAUGAAGAUCCCAGCACUUUGGAGGCUCAUGUGACUCCAUCAAAAGAAAGAUUUGCCCAGGCUGAACCGGGUGGAAAGCCCUGGAGGAAAAAUCUCGUCUCCCCGACCGUCUAG
Molecule: messenger RNA, 1251 nt
Organism: Seminavis robusta
Lineage: Eukaryota; Bacillariophyta; Bacillariophyceae; Naviculales; Naviculaceae
Source: the annotation of a GenBank genome assembly